Messenger RNA from Bacillus rossius redtenbacheri, 12015 nucleotides. RefSeq names its product zinc finger protein castor homolog 1 (gene cas). The record is from RefSeq and is a predicted model, not a curated record. Gene Ontology annotation, cellular component: nucleus. The transcript has 23 exons. Lineage: Eukaryota; Metazoa; Arthropoda; Insecta; Phasmatodea; Bacillidae. The coding region runs from base 9 to 4742 and encodes 1577 amino acids. Gene Ontology annotation, biological process: regulation of neuron differentiation; positive regulation of transcription by RNA polymerase II. Gene Ontology annotation, molecular function: DNA-binding transcription factor activity, RNA polymerase II-specific; RNA polymerase II transcription regulatory region sequence-specific DNA binding.
CGGCGCCCAUGGACCUGAGCGAGGCGGGCAGCCGGCGCCGCGCCGCCGACGCGCGCGAAGACGCCGGACCGGCGCCCAAGUCGCGCCGUGCCGCGCCGCUCGUGCUCACCCCGGAGCAGCUGAACCGCCAGUUCCACGCGCCGCCCGCCGACGCCUCGGCCAUGAAGGAGUACGCCGAGAGCACCAUGAAGGAGCUGUUCAGCAUCUACGGCCUCAACAGCCCCGACGUGGCCGAGGCCAUCACCGAGCACGUGCCCAUCGCCAACUUCUCCUCCGGAAAGAUCCUGGAAAGCCUGUCGACGAGGCACCUGGCAGGCGCGCACCUCCAGGGCGGCUCCCACCCCCCGAGCCCCCCCUCGCAGCCGCCGACCCCCCCUCGAACGCCCCACUCCCCCGCCGGCAAGUCCUCCGGUAGUCCCGGCGCCGGCCAGCAGAUGGCAGCGCAGGGCGGCGCCGGCGUCUCCUACCAGAUGUCGUACCACGCGCACGGCCACGUCCAACAUGGCGACUCCCAGGCAGCUGCUAUCUACGAGAGCAUACGCCACAAGAUGGCCGACAGCAUGGUCAAAUUGGCCGGCUUGCCGCCGAACUCUCUUUUGGGAAACCCACGGGCGAUGCUGCCACAGAGCAUGGCCACGAUGCUGACCCUGGCUGCGCUGCAGGAACAGACUAAGGGCUUGCCUCAGUCUGCGCCGGGACCCGCCGACAAGCCCCCUGUAAAUCUGCUGGCAGGCCACAGAUUGUCCCCCCUGAGCCCUAUCCGAGAAGGUAGCGGCAGUUCCAAGUCUAGCGUGCCGAUUGAUUACUCUCGCUACGUGAAGAGGUUCGGCAGUGCCCUGGAGUGUGGCAGCACGUACUGCAAGGAUCUCAACUACAGAGAACACUUUCAUUGUUUGGACUGCAACUCGAGAGUUUUCGUAAAAAAGGAAGAAAUGAUAAGGCAUUUCAAGUGGCACAAGAAGCGAGACGAAUCCUUGCAACAUGGUUUUAUGAGAUAUUCACCUAUGGAUGAUUGCUCCGACCGCUAUUAUGGCUGCACGCACAACCGCAAGCAGACGCACUACCAUUGCAUAAAAGAAGGCUGCGACAAGGUGUACAUCAGCACUUCGGACGUGCAGAUGCACGCCAACUACCACCGCAAGGACUCGGCCAUCAUCCAGGAGGGCUUCCAGAGGUUCCGCGCCACCGAGGAGUGCCGGGCCGCCUACUGCUCCUUCUUCGGCCAGCGCACCACGCACUUCCACUGCCGCCGCGACAACUGCAAGUACACGUUCAAGAACAAGGCCGACAUGGAAAAACACAAAACCUACCACAUCAAGGACGAGCAGCUGAGCAGAGACGGCUUCAAGAAGUUCAUGAAGCACGAGGGCUGUCCGUUCGAGAGCUGCCGCUUCUCGCGCGUGUGCAACCACAUACACUGCAUCCGCGCGGGCUGCAACUACGUGUUGCACUCGAGCGGCCAGCUGUUCAGCCACAAGCGCAAGCACGAGCGCCAGGACUCGGAGAUGGCCUACCGCAAGUUCAAGCUGGCCCAGAGCAUGAUGCGGUCGUUCAGCGAAGGCCCGCAGCUCAGCCCGAACAUGAUCCACAACUUGAACGAGCAGUUGAGCCAACAUUCGGAUACAUCAGCCAGCUCCGUGCCGAUGUCUGUCAUCCAGCAAGGCCCCUUCUCGCUGGGAGCAACUCAGCAACAGAGCAAUGGAGACAAUUCAAGUGAUGGAGGGAAUUCACCUCCGUUGCACUCGGCACCGCCUCCCAAAUACUCGCAUUCAGUGACUAGUGACGAUGGCUUGGGGAGUGGAAGUCUACCGCCUCAGUACGGUGCCCUGUCUUCGGAUUUCUCAUCCGGAAUGGCUGUGGACUUGAGCACCGAAAUGGCAUCAAACACAUUUUCUUGGAACAGCGAAGACUUUUGGCAGAAAUACUUAGCUCGUUAUCAGGCUAACGAAAAAUGUGUCGGAGGCGGCCAAUGUGAAUACAUUUUCAAGGAACAUAUCCACUGUAUGGCAGAAGGAUGUGAUGUAAUUUUCAGGUCAAUAGAAGGGGUACGAGAACAUGCUCGAAACCACGAACAACAGGAGCAAGUUACAGAGGCCUUCUACAUUACCGAGUCUGGCCUGGAAACAUCAAACUGUCAAUGUUACGAGGAUUGCCCUUAUCAGAACAGAGAGAAACACUAUCAUUGUACUUGGGACAACUGCCGCGAGAUCAUUCUACCAUCUGACAAGCCAUUCCGAAGGUUAGACCACUACAAAAUGCACGAGUACUCUCGCAAGUUAAGCCUCACAAAAGAUCCCCUCACAAUGACUCAUCUGGCUACCUCUAUCGAUGGCAUGUUCAGAAGGAAGCGAGGAAGACCACCGAAAAACAGCGUUAUAGAGGUUUGGAAUGAUUAUUUUCCAAUGGCUCCUGGUUCUACUAUGGACUCUCCUCAAGCAAUAUUCACUAGCUUCAAGUUACCCAAGCCAUCGAUACCACCGGGAAGCAUAAGCAAUCAACUUUUCUCUCCAUCUGUUGAGUCAAGCAACAGAACCAGCACUUCACCUUCUAGUCCUGAUGAAAGUUCAAAAAGUUCUACUCCGCAUCGUUUGGAUAUUCUGCAAGAGGGGUUCUAUGCAUUCUCCGAAGGCUCCCCUUGCCCCGAUGCAUUAUGUCCGUACAACACCAGGUGUCAACAUUACCAUUGCAGCCAACCACGAUGUUUCUACGUAACUGACAGAGAAGAUAUUCUGAUCAUGCACUCCAAAGACUUUCAUGAUAAUAUAGAUAUUAUGGAAGGUUUUUUGUUCUUUGACAGAAUGGUUGACUGUCGCUUACCCAACUGUCAUAGCAAUAAAGUCAACCGACAUUUCCACUGUGUGCGUCCGGGAUGUGGCUACUCGUUUGUCCGCUACUCGACCAUGGCAUUGCACCAACAGAAACACAGAACAGAAGACAAUGAAGAAAUGAUGCCGGAAAUGGCUGUUGCUAAACGGAGCAUUUGCAGUUCUCCUCCCGUGCAAAACUUGAAAAUGCAAGAACAAGAAUGCUUGCCUGUUAACAUGAAGACAGAAACAUCAGAAGCGUCUUCAAAACCGGUUUCACCCAAUGCUGGUUCACCACCAGGACAGUUGAGACACCAGUCUGUUAUGCUCUCAGUGUCUCCAGACCCUUCAGCAAACAAAACUACAGUGGUGAAGGCUUCCGGAACUUUUUAUCCACUGUCUGCGUUUUCGUGUGGUCCAGGCCCCCAGAGCAUGGGGAAAGGGGGGGUUCCCAAGUCGUCCCGGGGCACGUCUCCCUCCCCUCCAUCCCCCACACGAAGUGAUGACACAGCGGGGGAUCUGAGGCCGAACCCAGACAUGAUAAAACUGGAGCCUGAAACAGAGGUUCAGCAAAAGCAUCAUCAGCAACAGCAACAAAUGCAACUUCAACAACAGCAACAACAGCAACAACAGCACCAACAACAACAUUCACUGAGCCACCUGUUGCAACAGCCGCCACGUGCUUCUCACGACUCGUCUUCGCGACCAGACUGGAUGAUGCUGGAACGACACAUUUGCUACGGCCGGGAGCAAUCCUGCAGCCGACCAUUCUGCAAACUGAAAAGGAAAGAGCACUAUCACUGCAAUGCAUGCAACCAGGCUUUCUCGGAGCUAGACAAGCUGAGACCUCACAUUGUAAAACACAGCAGUGGUGCUCUUAGUCCACCGACAUUUAAGAAAGAACCUGAAGACAACAACAAUGAUGAGAGCAAUGAUUCCUCAGCCAAUUUGGCUGGCUCAACUCAGUACGAACAUGCCAGCCCCAACGCGGAACUGCCGCCGUCUCUACCCCCGCCCGGAGUCCUCCACCCGUCGUUGUUCCCGCCCCACUCGUCGGCAGCAGCCAGCUUCAACGCAGCCAUGGCUGCCGCAGCAGCUGCAGGACAGCAGUUUGCCCUCAUCACCUCCCAGGGAAUCCCUUUCAUCCAGCCUGGCAUCUCGGCCAUCUACUCGUCGCCUGCCGGCUUGAUGUUCGCUGCGCCACCAACUCUGCACCCCCACCACCCACACAAUACUCAUCACCCUUCGCUGGCCAGCAACGGGCUCUUGGAUCAUCACACCUUGAUGACAGGAGAAGACAUGUCCUUGAGCAAGUGUUCCCUGUCACCGCACCACGCACCGCCAACUCUCGACAUGAGCCCCGAAGCCAAGAAGGCACGAGUGCAAAACAGUAUGAGGAUACUGAAAGAUGAGCCAGUGCCCGAAGGCUACGUACGUUUCAGGUUUAACGAGGAUUGUAAAUAUCCUCAUUGUGGGUACCGGGAACACCAAACACAUUUCCAUUGUAUGAGACCGGACUGUGGGUAUUCUUUUUGUGAUAAGACACGAUUUGUCCAGCAUACAGCUCGUCAUGAAAGACUGGACACGCUUAUGGGAGGAGAUUUCCAACAGUUUCGUGCAAAUGUAUCCUGUGGUAGACAGGAAUGUGUAUAUACAUCUACUCUUGGUGCUAUGCAGAACAAGGCUUCACAUUUCCACUGUUUGAAGUGUGACUUUGUGUGUACUGACACGAACAAAGUGGUUGCCCACCGUCGCCAGCACCAGAAAUUAGAUUCGAUCAUGGCAGCCGGGUUCGAGAAGUUCACGCCGUCCCAGCCCUGCAACCAAGAGUCGUGCGCCCACUCGGGGAAACAGACACAUUACCACUGCUUGAGUUGUCAGUACGCUGUGUUGGGUCUGUCGCAGAUGUCCGCUCACAAGUAUCGGCACAUGGAGUGAAACUGACCGAUGGCUGAGGCAAGCUGGCUUUUUACCAUACCAAAAGAUGUUCCUUAUGUGAAAUGACACUUCGGUUUGAGUUUGAAGAGGAAAUUUUAAGUACUGUAAAAAAAUGUGUUGUCUUUCAUUUAAAAUCCAAUGACUUGAUGCUUGGAAUAUAGAAACAAACACCAAAUCUGUAGCUUUAUCUGUUAAUUGUGUUUGUUAAACUGAAGAAACAACAAUGAGUGAUUGGUUUCCGUGCUUUAAGCAAGUCUUGCAUUUAUUUUGCCCAGCAAAUACUCUUGACUUGCAGUUUGUGGAACUUGUAAUAUAUUUGUAAUGAUUACUGCAAUGGUAUGGAAACAAUUUUUCUUCUGUAAUUGAGUGAUUUUGUUAUGCUACAAGAAAUUUCCUUAAAUUGCAUAAUAGUCAUUCAAAUUCAUAAAAUAUAUUAGUGAUAAUGAAAUGUAGUGUUGAUGUUACAAUAUACAUUUCUUUAAUACUGCUUAAAUUAUGUUAAGGGAAGUCUAAACAUUUUGCAGUAUUGUAUUAUUUUACAGAUAAGCAGAAAUAAAUUAUUCAAGCCCCCUGUUACAUAAAAUAAUGGUGUAAUUUAUGUUGUUUGUUUAAGAGUAGGCAUAGUUUGAUUGGAUUUGGUACCAGCAAAAAUUUUCAAUUGGUGAAUGUUUCUUUUUUAAUAUCAUUGGAACUACAAGUUCAUUUACUGGUUUUCAUUUUGAGAGGAAAAAUUAUAUGUAAUAAAUAUGUAACUUAAAAUCACUUUUAAUAGUUGGAUCAUGAAUACAAGUGAGAGCAGGUAUUUGGAUAUACGAAAGCUUCGAUAUACAUGUAUAUUAAUUAAUUUGAACCCUUAAUGCUGUGUGUAUAUAAAAAUGUAUAAACAAAAUGUUUGUUUCUGUAGAAGUGUUUCGUUUCGACAUGCACUAAUUUUCAAGCCUUCGAUGGGAUAUAUUUAGGGAAAUUCAUGAUAUCAUUCAGCUAAGUACAUUUCAAUUCAUGUGCUCAAAAAUUAAUCUCAACCUUUUGAAAGAAAUAUAUCGUGGUUAUUUUUUCUAUAGAUUUUGAUUAGGUAAAUCAAACUGUCAAAUUCAGGUGUGUAUUUUACCAAGAAUACUUCACAUGUUGUGGUUAAAAUAAACUUCAAUUAUACUUUCGUUUCUAUGCAUAUGCAAAUUUUGGAUUGACUUGCCAGUAUUUCAGUGUAAUGAGUACAAUAAAAUUUCUGUAGAAAAUUUUUUAAAGGUGCUAUGCAGAGUUUAUUUAGUAUAAUUAGUGAUCUAAGCAGCUAACUUACCUCAUUAUUUAACUAGAGAACAUCAAGUAUUUUAAGUACUGUGAUUAUCAAAGAAUUAAGUAUAGUUCAAAGAAAUCAUAUAACGUAGAUUACAAGUAGCAUGUAAUACCAGCAGUGCAGUAGUUGUAUCACUGCAAUAAUAUUUCCCUUUCUUUUAUUUAUGUAAUUAAUUUGUUCUUAAAUGCAGUAAAGUGUUAUAAAGUAUUACUUUAAAACAGUAUUUAUUGGUGGACAAAAUACAUUAAUAAUGUUGAAAUCAUGCAAGGAAUGUGUGUGGAUAGUCAGGUUGAGAAAAUAUAAAAAAAUGUUGUUGUUUAAUAAUGAAACCAAAUAGUUUUUACAGGUAAAAAGACAGAAUUAUUUUAUUUUUAAUUUCAUGAAAGUAUUGAUCAUUUUUACAUCUGCUACCUGUGAGAAAGCUUUGAUUAUUGAUUUCAUCAGCAUAGUUCCGUUUGUAAAUGUGUUAUGUUUAUCAAAAUAUACAUUUAAAUAGGUAGUAAUCUAAUUAUCUCUUUAAAAUCAUACUUCAUCAGUACAGACUCAAUAACAUAUAACAUGAAGAAAUUAGAAAAAAAAUUUUUAACUGUAUUAAUGUAAAUUAAACUGUAGGAGUGAAAGACAUUAAAAAAAAUCAGUCUUAGUAAAAUAUGGCAUUGUAUUAAACAUGGUAAGCCUAAGUCCCUGGCAUAGAACAUUUAGAAUAAACAGAGCAGCUGAUAUCAUCCUAAGUCUUCUCCAUUCUUAUAGUUUUGUGUAAACAAAAUUGAGUGAAUGAUAGUUUGUUAUUCUGACAGAAAAUUGAAUGACAUGGGUGAAACUGUGGAGAUGAUGUUCAAAGAAACAUUUUCCCAUUAGUUUCUGCAACAUUCUACCUAUAAAUAAACAAACAAUUGCAUGUCUUUUACUAAGCAUAAGGCAUGAGGUAAAAUACCAAGGUCAUAGCUUCAAGCAACUGUUAAAAUUAAUAUGCUAAGUUGAUAGAUCAAGCAUCCUUGCUUAUAGUGGCCAGCCUAUAAAGAAUUUACAUUACAAAGUCUAUGUAAGGUGCAUGUCAUUAGCUGAAAUAUUGGCAAGUUCAUUUAUCAAGACCAGGUGAAGUUGUUAAAAUCUGAUUAAUUGAAUACUAAUAUGCAAGUCACAUAUAAGAUUUUUAUAAGUUCUCUAUACUAAUUUUAGUAACACUCUGUCCCACAUUAUAAAAUAUUUUUAAAUUGUUACCAAUGUUUGAAACCAAUUUAUAUGCAUUACUAGAAAGAGAGUUUAUUGUAGUUCAUAGUUUCAUAAAUUUACAGUUUCUGUUUGAUUGUAAAUCAUUUUUAAAAUUUAGCAUUAAUUAACAAUUUACGAUGACCCCAAAUAAAAUGUUUUCUUAAAUUAUUGGUGUACAAAUAAUUUUUUCUUAGUUUACUGCUGCACAAUUAUAUGGCGAAAAAAAAUAAAACUAUACAAUUUAAAUUCUGGUUGUACACAUCAAAAUAUAGAAUUCUUAACAAUAUCGAUAACUAUUUAAAAUUUCAUGAGAGUCAAAUAAACUUGUUUAAAUAAGCUUGAAUGCUAUUACAUUGAAAUUUAUGAAACAAUUACUAUUGUAGUGCAAUGACAUAACACUAAGUAUCUCUUUGAUUAUUCGUUAAAAAUGGGCGUAGCCCAUAUUAUUGUAAACUAGUGUGGUACAUUUAUAAUGCCAUGUAGGGUUAAUUAGAGCAUCACAUAAAUGGUUAGAACAUAAUGCAUUCGUAUCAAAUGAGUGUUUCCUAAAGAUAUGUUUACAAAUCUUUACUUAUAAUUUACAAAAAAAAAAUAUUUUAUUACUUAACACUGUUGGUAUGUGACAGUUCUUCAAAAUAUAACAUACAUUGGAUGUGCUAUUUUUUUAUUUUUUUAAAUGUGGUUCAAUUUAGCUAUACUGUAAUAAUUGGUUUUUAUAAAUAGCAUUAUCACAGUCAUAAUGUAGUUGAGUCACUUACAUUUGUGCCUUUAGGAGCAGGUUUUGUAGAAGUUGAAAAUUUAAAUCAAGUUUGUGUUACUUUUUUUUUCACUGUGUAGAUUCGUGCCUUAUGACAAUGUUGUUUCACGUAAUUGGAUAGUGCUUGAAAACUACUGUACAGGUACCUCAAUCAGAGUAUGUAGUAGUUUUUUUGCUGAUGAGUAUUGGCCAUUUUAGUUUUACGUACAGCUAAAUGGUGUAGGUAAUACAGUUUUUUUUUAGUACAGAAUUAGGUUUUUGCUGUUUUAAAAGUUUUUAAAAAAAAAUUGAAAUGAUUUUACUUUAAAAAGUAUGAAGUUAACAUAAAAUUGCAUGUGGUACAAUGUCAUUACAUUAAAGUACUCUGCUUCAGAAAUUAUAAUUUUUAAUGUUUAAUAUCCAUUCUAUAUUGUUUGAAUACAGUGUUGAGUUAGAUUGAUAAAUAGGCCAAGCGUUUAAGAGGAAACUAUGGAUGUAAAUUAUUUCACAUGUAACGUAUAAAAAAAAGUUAAUUUGGUGUAAAUCAUGUUGUUGUGUACGUGCAUUGUCACUUCAUUGAAUCAAUAAACUGCUUACUUACUGCCUAGAGUAUGGACAACGGCUUACUAUAAAUGUGGGCCAUUGGGAAGGCUCUAAAUCUAGACACUGUUUUGGCCAUAAAUAUGGUUCCUUGAUAACAUAUCUAGAAUUCACUUCUAAUCAUAACUUAAUAUCUUACAGAAUUAGUGGGCAACAAGUAAAAUUUUUCAGUGACACUUCUGAAAAAGGUUUUUAACUGUUAUAUUUAUGUUGACAUAAAAAUCUUCAUGAUUAACAUUUUUUUUUUUUUUUUUAAUGAUUAGCUCUGUAAUUAGUUUUUGGACCUCAAUAUUCAGUUUGGUGUGAUGACUCCAUUUAACUCAGCUAUCUAAUUAAUAUACAAUGAAAGAUGAUGUCGAACUUUCGCAAUCUUGGCCUCCGGGUCGAAGCCACAUCAUGGUGUUGGAGUGAUACAGCAUUUCGCUAUGCAUUGCAGUCAGCAUCAUUAGGGUGGAAAUUAAGUGAUGUCUUUAAUUCUCACCCUGAUAUUGCUAAAUGCAAGGAUCAUCAAAAGUUGGAUAACUCAAACACCAUGACAUAGCUUCAAGUAGAAAAUCAAGACUUUCAUCUAAUACACAAUAAUAGUAGGGAAAAUAAAUCUUGGAAAAUUUUAUUUUCUGCGAUUCAAUAUCAUUGAAACAAAAAAAAAAAAAAAUUCAUUAAUUUUGAAACAGUAAAAAAAUAUAUACUGCGAUAUUCAUGCAUGCUAGAUUUUUCUCUCUUUUUUUAAAUUUAUUUAGUUAAAAAAAAUUGCAGUUUUAUCAAUACCAGCAUUUUAAUUAUGUGGUUCUUGCUAUUACUACAGUAUUUUUUAACAUUUUACAUUUUCAUCAAUUAUUUAAUCAGCUAUUUUGGUGAAAUUUAAAUUUUCUAAAGGACAUAAAAAGUAGCUCUUAGAAAAUUUUUUCUAAAACAGUUUUGCACUUCUUCAUUGUAUUGUACACUAACUGUAGCAAUGCUUGGAAUAUCUAUGUAACAAUUUUCCAUCCUUAUGCACUACGGAGUACAAUUUUGACAAAACAUUUGCAGUUUUAUUGUUCAUGCUUAAAUUUAAAAACUCCACAAUGGAAUGUUAGUUUUAAAAAUGAAUGUUACUUUACUGUGAAUAGUUUUAAAUUUGUAUUUUGUUAUUUACAUAAAGUAAGCAAAUCAAACAAGCAGAAAAUAAGUUUUAAACACUGUAAAAGUUGUAUUGUUGAUAUGUGUUGUGAUAAAUUUCCCUGUGUUAGUCACCAUAUUGUGCCAUGCAAAGGCAUGUACGUAUUACAGAAAUAGGUAAUUUAAUCAAAUUUAUCACUAUGUAAAAGGGGGCAAAUUGCACUGAUGUAGAUCUAUUGAUAUAUUUGUGUGUUGUAGUAAAUAGAGAAAUUAGCACCUAUAAAAUUAUUUUAAUAAUAUUAAUUACAGAGGUAAAAUAUAUUUUGAAUUUUUGAGUGUUGGCAGAAAUUUUGAAAUUCGAUUGAAUCCAAAUUUAUAUAAGUAAUUUUUAGUGAUUCAAAAUGUAGUACAAAUAUGAAGUAAUAUGUUUUAUAGUAAUUUAUACUAAAUUUUGAUAGCAAUAUAUUUAUCUUUCCCAGUUAAACGCACCAUCUCUUGUUAAUGAGUGAAAAAAAAAAAGGCUAAUGUUGACUCAAAAAUUUUAGUGCCUUAAAUUUGUUUCACUAAAGUAUUAAGUACAAGAAAUAAUAUCAAAUAGGGACGUAGUCUGAAUUGAAAUUAUACUUGUUUAGAUCAAAAUUGCUUAUAAUCUGAUCUUAAAUUGUAGCUGGUAUGUUAAAUUGAAAGUACACUGAAAAUCACUUAAGCUACAAUAAAAGCUUAUGGCAUGAAAUUAUUUUUUUUCAUUCACAUACUAAAAACAUUUUCCAGUUAUAACCAGUGGGAAAAAUUACGUAAGUGUGGAAAGGGAAGCUUAAUAGUUAACUAAUUAACUAUGGAAAUAUUUUGCCUAUAUUUAUACGUAUAAAAAGAAAGUAUCAUUCCACCUCAAACAAUUAAAAAGACAAUAACAUGAGUAAUCUAACUUUUAUAGUCCUCUUCAUUUACCAGCUAAUAUUUAGCUGUGUAUUAUAUGAGAUAUGUUUAGUACUCGAAAGAAACAUAUCAUGAUAUUUAUUGAAAGUGUUUGAUAAGUAAUGGAAAUUUUUAGGUCAUGUAGCAUAUAACACAUACAUACCUGCAUAACUUUUCCAAUGGCAAAUUGUGUUUUUCUUUAUCUUAUUGAUUAAAUUAUAUUUAAAAUAGCAAGAUUAUAUGUUUAGAUGCAUUCCAAAGUAUUAUGUUUGUUAAAUGUCAAACAAUUAAAAUCUGGAAAACUGCAAAAAAUUUGCAGAGGCUUUUUUUUUAUCAAAUGUAAUUAUGCCUAUGAAAUUUGAGAUUUGAAAAAUAACAUUAAUUUUAGUGUGUGCCAUAUACUUUUAAGCAAGAUUACAAUGUGCAGAGAUAUAAGAUAUUUGUCUUAUUAGUUCUAUAAGGAAGGUAAAUUACCUACAAUGUAUACAAAAAACUAGUCUGCACUUAUUAUUGCUGUUAUAAUAAUUGUUUAAUAAGUGAAUAUUCUGAAAACAACUGAAUCUGUAAAAUAAAUAUUGUACAAAAAUAAAAUAAUUCUUUCAUGUUCACGAAAGAGAUAAAGAAUGUAUUUAUUGUUUCUAACAAAGGAUUUUUCUAUUUGUUUUCAUUCCAGCCAAAUUUUAUUUGAUAUUUCAAAUACAAAUAAUUGUAUUGCACAGAAGUAUCUUUCCUGAAAAGUUAAAAUAUAUUUUGUUGUAAUUAUUUUUCACCUCCUAUUUUAAAGUAUCGAAUUAUUUAAUCUCUUUUUAGUGCAAGAUGACAUGAGCGAAAUAAAUCAUUUUAGGGUAAAUUCAUUGUUUUUAUUAAAAUAACUAACUUCUGACUAUUUGACAUAUAGAAACUCCCAAUGUACUUAUUUUAUCCUCACAUCACUUCCAAUUACAAACAGAGUUGGCCUACGCUGCUGGCCAUGACAAUCACAUCAAGACCAACGUGAGCUAACAUAACCUAUAUUGGGUGAAGUUCUCAUCAUACACAGAUCACACAAUUACAUUUGCAGCUCUGUAUGAUUACUACUACAUGGCUUCACCAUGGACUGCAAAACCUGCUGCUACACGAAGCUUCGUUGCGAGAAAAAGACUUUGGAUGUCAUGCUGCUUUGACGUGAGCCCACACGUGUGGCAGGCCGGUUGCGUCAGACCCCGGACCGUAUGUGUUUGAUCGGCGAGAGAUCUGGUGUCUGGUGUACGCACAAGCCAAGGAAUCUGGUAUGAGCACCGCAAUUUUUUUUUUGGUGGUGGAUGAACAUGAAAUUUUUAUCAAUCUUUCAAGUUCACAGUUAUCCUGCAACAUUUAUGUCAAAUUAUGGCAUAUCUGUGAUGAGUUACUUUCAACGUGGUCAGCUUAACAAUAUUGUU